AUGAUUUUAUCAGGAUAUUAGAAUUGUUGUUAAACUGUGAUUAGCCUAAUCACCUUUUGAACAACUUGGCCCAGUAGUAAUUCAUUAAUGUUAGAGAGUUUGAAGAGACAUUAGACAUGUAAUUUAUCAGUAAAACUUCUUUGACUUCUUUAUUUUAAAUAUUCAAUCAGCCCAAAAAAUAGUUUGUAAUGCAGUAAAACUUUCAAAAACGAACAGGCUUAGUACAAUUUUCUGCUUAUUAUGAAUUGAAUUAAAAUUCUGAAAUUUGGCUCAUCCUAAUAUAUUUUGAAAGUCUAUAAAAAAUCCUGAUAUAGCAAACUAUCCCCUCUCUGGAAUUCAUUAUAAACAAGUGUUAUUAUAUGCUGUUAAGGUGAAAUAUUCUUUGCCUUGAAAAUUUUAGACAAGUGAAAUCUCUUCUUAUAAAUUCACAAGACAUGCAGGUAUGAAUUUUAUGUUACCUUAUAUUCACUCUUCUGGGUUAUGUAGCAUUCGGAGGUUUCAACAUGGUGCCGUCAUUACGUCCCCUGGAAACCCUACACAACAAACUAACGAUGAGAGAUAUGGAUUUAUUCUUCGGGCGAGUCACCACUACCAAGUUUACCGCAGUGUCCUCCCCGCCCUAUGGGUCGUCAUCAACCACACCUGUCGUCUCGCCAAGACCACCCACUUUUAUCAAAGGUACAGGUAUCAGCCUGCCUUCCUCGAGUAACUCCAGCGCUGGUCCUUCAUCACCAACAUCAGGAUCAACACCAGUCGACCUCGUCAGUCAGCUUCGUCUCUAUAUCAAAGAGAUAGAUUCUGGUCAAUCAGAAAUGCUGACAGGACAAUCAGAAACUGAUUCCAGCCAAUCAAAUGAGUUGACUGAAAAUAAAACCGACAAUUUUGGUAAGACCUGUCCGGUGGUCGCAGACACUGAUGUGGCUAAAUCGUGUGAAUACACUGGAAAUAGAUUCAAGGUCAGUCAGACAGAGAACGGAACACUUCCAGUUAAGUCUGAAAAAAGUGACCAAGCAGAAGUCGCCGUUUCUAAAACAAACUGUCAGCCAGACUGGGUUAGUUCUGAUACACAAAAAUCAGGAAUGGGAUCAGAUACAAAAUCAAAACAGAUCAAUAUGGAACAGGAAGUGACAUCACACGAAGAAAGAAGUAAUACUGAGUGCUCAGGCGGAACUGAUUACGAUAAAAAUGACAAAGAAAUCGAAAAAACGAAAAAGUCAAAAAAUGAUAAAUUUGUAAUAGAUACUGUAAGUGAUGAACAGCAUCAUUGUUGCAAAUAGCGGAAUCUCAGUUAUUCAUGAAAACGUUUUUAAUUGGUUUGAUAUGUUGGUGUUGACCGCCACCACAGUUUAAUCGAAAGAUUUAUCUCUAAUAUGAAAUAUAUCUGAUUAUCAACAUAAAAAAAAUAUAUUGUCACUGCCUAUGUCAUCGUAAGUGGUGAUGUAACUUCACUGCAUGGGAAUCUGUCGAUUUUUAGGUUCUGGUGAAAGUUAAACAAAGUUGGAAUAAGUUGUAGCGCAUCGCAGUAUGAUAAGUUAUUCCUGUCGCUGAAUACCCACAAAACGUGUUCUCGUUGGAUGCUGAAUGGAGCAUCAUUUAUGGAUUUAUUUUUGUGUGCUUUUGCACAGCUAUGAUACUGUUAAAGAUAGCGACAUAGAAACACUAUACACUAAUAGAUGAAUAUCAGUAAUACCUUUUCCUAUGUAUUAACUCUCAUGGUAUAUAUAUAAUUAUCAAUAAUAAUACUUAUGUAGGAACUCUCAUGGUAUAUAUGUAAAAUUAUAAAUAAUAAUUCCCUUUCCUAUAUAUAGUAACUCUCAUGGUAUAUAUAAAUAUACAAUUAUAAAUACCGGGUAAUAUCUUUUUCCUAUGUUGUAAUUCUCAUGGUAUAUAAAUAUAUAUAAUUAUAAAUAAUGACUUUUCUAUAUAGUAACUCUCAUGGUAUAUAAAUAUAUAUAAUUAUAAAUAAUGACUUUUUCCUAUGUUAUAAUUCUCAUGGCAUUUACCUUUUCUAUUACUGUAAAAGUCACACACAAUUUUUCCCUGUAGGACUUAAUUGUGUUAGACUUUUAACUUUUUACAUCUAAUUAUACAUGUAUUGGACUCGGUUGUUGGGAUGUGACAUAUUCUAUUAUGAUGAUUGUACAAGUUUUUAAGUGUGAAGUAUUCAAAUAUGAUUAAUGUACAAGAUGUUGAGAUGUUAAUUAUUUUAUUAUGAUAAUUAUGUGAGUUGUGGAGAUAUGAAGUAUUCUAGUAUGAUAACUGUGUGAGUUGUGGAGAUGUGAAGUAUUCUAGUAUGAUAACUGUGAGUUGUGGAGAUGUGAAGUAUUCUAGUAUGAUAAUUGUGUGAGUUGUGGAGAUGU
Messenger RNA from Pecten maximus, 2360 nucleotides. Its product is annotated as inositol hexakisphosphate and diphosphoinositol-pentakisphosphate kinase 1-like. The transcript has 2 exons. Lineage: Eukaryota; Metazoa; Mollusca; Bivalvia; Pectinida; Pectinidae. The record is from RefSeq and is a predicted model, not a curated record. Bases 504 to 1277 code for a protein of 257 amino acids.